UAUAAAUCUAACACGUUCUGUUCAAAGUUUUAUCGAAGAAAACUCCAACCAUCUCAUCUCAUUCAGUGUAAGCACACGAAGAUGAGGAAGAGACCUUCAAAACCUGCUCUCUCCUUCUCUUUCUUUUGUUUUCUUUGGUUGACAGAGAUGAAUACGAUGAUGGCUCAAAACACCACAGUAUCAGUGAAUGUAGGAGCGGUUCUUGACUUGGAGAAUCCCGUGGCCAACAUGUGGUUGAGUUGCAUCAACAUGGCCCUCUCAGACUUUUACGUCACCCAUUCUCACUACCAGACAAGAUUGGUCCUCCACACUAGGGACUCCAUGAGAGAUAUUGUUGGUGCAGCUGCAGCAGCUCUGGACUUGAUAAAAAAUGUGCAAGUGCAAGCAAUCCUAGGGCCAAAUACAUCUAUGCAGGCAAAUUUUGUUAUUGACCUUGGAGAAAAAGCUCAGGUACCCAUCAUAUCAUAUUCUGCAUCAAGCCCUUCUCUUACUUCCAUCAGGAGUCCAUACUUUUUCAGAGCUACACAAAACGACUCAACUCAAGUGAAUGCCAUUAGUGCAAUAGUUCAAGCCUUUGGAUGGAGAGAAGCAGUGCCUAUCUACGUAGACAACGAGUAUGGCAAGGGAGUCAUACCUUACUUAACUGACGCUUUGCAAGCUAUUGAUACCCGUAUCCCCUACCGGUGUGUCAUUUCUCCAGCUGCCACCGAUGAUGAAAUCGUGGAAGAGCUUUACAAGUUAAUGACCAUGCAAACUAGAGUUUUUAUUGUGCACAUGUCACCCUCUCUUGGCUCUCGGUUUUUUAUCAAAGCAAGUGAGGUUGGAAUGAUGAGUGAAGGCUACGUUUGGAUCAUGACCGAUGGGAUGACUUCUUCGAUAACUCCUCAAGUCAUUGAUUCAAUGCAAGGAGUAUUGGGUGUUAGACCUUAUGUUCCAAACACUCAAGCGCUCGAAGACUUUAGGGUUCGAUGGAAAAGAAAAUUUCAGCAGGUUGAGAGUGAAUUGAAUAUUUAUGGGCUAUGGGCCUAUGACGCUGCCACCAUAUUGGCCAUAGCAAUUGAGAAAGCAGGUAUUGCAAACUUUGGCUUCCAAAAGACUAAUGUUUCCAGCAAUUCAACAGACAUCUCCGCUCUUGGCUUCUCUCGAAAUGGCGAAAACCUUAUAGAAGCAUUAUCAAACACUCGCGUCACAGGUCUUACAGGAGAUAUCCAUUUUGUUAACGGGCAGCUCCCAUCUUCGGCUUUCCAGAUAGUUAAUUUGAUUGGUGAGGGAGCAAGAGUGCUUGGAUUUUGGACGCCUAGAAAUGGACUUGUCAAAAAAUUGAACUCAAUAACAAACACAAGUUUGUAUUCUACUUCUAAAUCCAAUCUAGCACCUGUUAUCUGGCCAGGGGAUUCAACUUCUGUUCCCAAGGGUUGGGAGAUUCCAACAAAUGGGAACAAACUGCGAAUUGGAGUCCCAGUGAAGGAUGGUUUCAGUGAAUUUGUAAAGGUAACAAGAGAUGCCGGUACUAAAACCACAACAGUCACAGGAUACUGCAUAGAUGUUUUUGAAGCUGUAGUAAAAGCACUACCUUAUGCUCUGCCUUAUGAAUACAUCCCCUUCGCCAAGCCUGAUGGUGGGAGUGCAGGAACUUACGACGAUAUGGUCUAUCAAUUGUACUUGGGGAGUUUUGAUGCUGUGGUGGGAGAUACGACUGUAAUCGCCAACAGGUCAUUAUAUGCGGACUUCACAUUGCCUUACACGGAAUCAGGAGUAUCAAUGAUAGUGCCAAUCAAAGACAACAACAAUAAAAAUGCAUGGGUUUUCUUGAAGCCUCUGACAUGGGAUCUUUGGAUGGCAAGCUUCUGUUUCUUUGUUUUCAUUGGAUUUGUGGUCUGGGUUCUUGAACACAGAAUAAAUGAAGACUUUAGAGGUCCUCCUUCGCAUCAAGUUGGCACUAGCUUUUGGUUUUCCUUCUCAACCAUGGUUUUUGCCCAUCGGGAAAUCGUUGUUAGCAACCUGGCAAGAACAGUUGUAAUUAUAUGGUGUUUCGUUGUAUUGAUUCUAACACAAAGCUACACCGCCAGUUUAACUAGUCUUCUUACUGUUCAGCAGCUGCUGCCCACUGUAACCGAUGUAAAUCAGCUUAUUAAAAAUGGACAGUAUGUUGGCUACCAAGAGGGUUCUUUUGUUGUGGGAAUCUUGAAGGGCUUGGGCUUUGAUGAAUCCAAGCUCAAGGUUUACAAUUCUACUGAAGAAUGCGACGAACUUUUCUCCAAAGGAAGUGGAAAUGGUGGCAUUGCCGCUGCUUUUGACGAAGUGCCAUACACGAAGCUGUUUCUGGCACAAUAUUGCUCAAAGUAUACAUUGGUUGAACCCACAUUUAAGACGGAUGGAUUUGGAUUUGCCUUCCCUAAAGGAUCUCCUCUAGUACCUGACGUGUCAAGGGCAAUCUUGAAUGUAACAGAAGGAGAUAAAAUGAAGGAAAUUGAGCAAGAAUGGUUUGGCAAACAAAGCAAUUGCCCCGAUCCUAGCAGCUCUGUUUCUUCGUCUAGCCUUAGUCUCCAAAGUUUCUGGGGAUUAUUUUUAAUUGCCGGAGUAGCUUCGGUUUCAGCUCUCCUUAUAUUCACAGCCAGGUUUGUCUAUGAACAUAGGCAAGCUUCUAUGCGCUCUGAUUCAAAAGCUUCAAUAUGGAGUAGAAUUCUUUAUUUGUUUAAAAUCUUCGACCAAAAGGAUUUGAAAUCGCACACUUUCAGAAAGAGUGAACGGAAUGAGAUUCAGCUUAAAUAUCCACCUAGUAUGGGCGCACCAAGUCCAUCAAUCUGUUCAGUCCACACAGAUUUCCCUGUAGAAGAGGGAACUCCUUCUCCAGAAUAUGGUGAUCCAAGUUCAAACGGACAACCACCUCAAGAGGUAGUGCCAAACAUCGAACUUGCCAACACAAAUCAAGAAACAUCAAUAGCUAUUGAAGGAACUCGUGACAACUGACAACUGAUUGUUUAUUUACAGCCCCAUCUUCCAUAGUUGUAUUACAAUAAUAUUAGCUGUAUGUAAUAUUACCUAGCUAAGACGAUAUUCUUAUACUGUGAAAUCCUUCUUUUCUGACAUAUUUAUUUAACAAUGCUUUAGGAAAAUUAAGAUUUAAGAUUACCUAUAUCUAAAGUGAUCUGUUCUGUGGAGCACUGCUAGUGACCUAGAGAAUUAUUUUCAAAAUUAAU
Messenger RNA from Hevea brasiliensis (rubber tree), 3200 nucleotides. Its product is annotated as glutamate receptor 2.7-like. The record is from RefSeq and is a predicted model, not a curated record. The coding region runs from base 82 to 2970 and encodes 962 amino acids. The transcript has 5 exons. NCBI's taxonomy places the organism in Eukaryota, Viridiplantae, Streptophyta, Magnoliopsida, Malpighiales, Euphorbiaceae. Gene Ontology annotation, cellular component: plasma membrane. Gene Ontology annotation, molecular function: glutamate-gated receptor activity.